Racocetra persica is the source of this 490-nucleotide messenger RNA. The record is from the annotation of a GenBank genome assembly. Lineage: Eukaryota; Fungi; Glomeromycota; Glomeromycetes; Diversisporales; Gigasporaceae.
AUGCAUGAAGAUUGGUUAUAUCUAUUAAGAGAUGAAUUGGUUAGUGAAUAUUAUCUAAACAUCAAAAGACAAAUCGCCUCUAUCGAAGGUAGAGGUAUCGAUGUACUUCCACAAAGAAAUCUCAGAUUCUGGUGUUUUAAAACGUUUCCGUUUGAUAUCUCCGUGGUAAUUGUUGGUCAGGAUCCAUACCCAAAUGAUGCAGAUGAAGAUAUAAAAUGGUCUAGACCUAAAAUAGGAUCCUUGGAAAAGUGGUUAAAAAAUGUAUUACUUUUAAACUCGAUCUUGAUAGUAGAAAGGGGAAAAUCUGGUUCGCAUAAUAGAUUGGGAUGGCAGAAAUCUACUGAUAAGAUUAUUAAGCUAGUCGGUGAUAAACGGGAAGUCUCUGGGCAUCCAUCACCUCUGAAUAGGGACAGAUCAUUUGAUAAUUCGAGAUGUUUUUCAUUGGCAAAUGAAUAUUUGAAAAAAGUGAACAAGAAGAUGAUUGAUUGGA